AUGGGCCGGAAUCAACACUCCAAGGACAGAUUAUUCCUCACUGCAACUGAGUGGAAGCGGGACUACGGGGGAAAGAAGGCCGACAAGAAUGGGGCGUCCAGGCCGCUCGCGUUCGACUGCUGUGCUCUCUCGCUGGCGCCUUUCGAGACACCGGUGUGUACCAAGGAGGGGGUGAUCUUCGACAUCCUCAACAUCAUGCCGUAUGUGAGGAAGCACAAGAAGAACCCCGUGACGGGGGAGGCUCUGACCCCGAAGGACCUGGUUCGGCUCAACAUCUCCAAGAACGCAGACGGAAAAUGGCACUGCCCGGUCACCUUCAAGGUGUUCAAUGACAACAGCCGCAUCCUGGCGAUUAAGUCGUCCGGCAACGUGUUCGCCGCCGAGGCCGUGGAGGAGCUCAACUACAAGGCCAAGAGCUGGAACGACCUGCUCACUGGAGAGGAGUUCACGAAGCGGGACGUGAUCAAGCUCAACGACCCGGGAGACAAGGAGUUCGUGGCCUCGAGGGAUGUUAACAACUUCGUGCACCUUUCGGAGGUGCGGGAGGAGCGUGUGGCAGAGCUUGCCAAGGUGGCGCACGCGGACAAGAUCCGACAGACCAAGUCCACCGAGCUCAUAUUCAGAGAGAUUGGUGCGAAACGCAAGCGAGACGCGGCAGAGAAGGCGGCGAAGGAUGAAGAGGACAGAAAAACCGCCAAGGAGAGGGAGGAGGCCGGGCUUGCUGCGGGCGAGAGGCUGUGGAAGCGAGGCAAGGUAACGACGGAAGAUCUUGUCGGAGGCAGGAUCAUGACCAGCGGGAAGACGUCGGGCUCCUUCACCUCCAGCGCGCUUGCGGUGAGCACGGAGAGCAAAGCCCGCCUUGCCACGGACGACGAAAUCAACGACGCGCGCUGGUACCGCCUCCGAAAACUUGGGAAGAAGGGGUACUGCCAGCUUCAGACCACCAAGGGGAACAUCAACGUCGAGAUCCACUGCGACAUCGUUCCGCGCAUGGCGGAGAACUUCCUGGGGCUGUGUGAGAAGGAGUACUACGACGGGACCAAGUUCCACCGAAGCAUCCGUAAUUUCAUGCUUCAGGGGGGAGACCCUACGGGGUCUGGGCGGGGAGGCGAGAGCUACUGGGGCGGCAAGAUCAAGGAUGAGUUCGAGUCCCGCAUGACGCACGACAAGAGGGGCGUGCUGAGCAUGGCUAACUCGGGACCGGACACGACGGGCUCUCAGUUCUUCAUCACGUACAAGUCGUGCAAGCACCUCGACAACCAGCACUCCGUCUUCGGCAGGGUGGUCGGUGGCAUGCCGGCGCUGGCCGCGAUAGAGGCGGUCCCCACAGACUCCAAGGACAAGCCGAGGGAGGACUAUCGUGCUGGUCAAGGCGACGGUGUUCAGCAACCCCGUCACGGAGAUGGAGGACGCGCUGGAGCAAGAGCUGCAGGCCAAGAUCGACGCGCGAGAAGCAGAGGAGGCAGGAAAGUCGACAAAGUCCGCACCGCUCGCCCCCGACCACGACCGAAUCGGCUGGGCAAGCAACCCGACGCCAGAAGCACGGCCGGGCACCAAGACCGGAGUGGGAAAAUAUCUCGGAGCCGCAGCCGCGACCACCCUGCCCCGCUCGGCGUCGACUUCGUCGGCCGCCACGACGCCGGAAGGGGCGGCAAGAGCGGCCGGAGCUAGCGCGGCCGGCGGCGGCAGCAGCAUCAACUGGGCAGACCCGGCGAUUGACGCGGCCGCGCGUGCUACCGCUGCCGCGGCAAAGGGGAAGGCGAAGACGAAGAAGGGAGGUUCCGGCGGAUUCGGAGAUUUUUCGGGAUGGUAGACUCGCGCUGUUCCACGUGUCGCAGACCCAUCGGUCCGGCGUGUGGGCUCCACGCCCUCCGGGUUCUUCGUUGUUGCUGAAACGGCUGCCUGUUUGUUGUCUUGUUGUUUGGUGGGCACGAGCGGCGGGGGCAGUUUGCAAAGGGAUUGGGUGGCUAUUUUUCGCGAAUGUUUGUGUUAAGCGGGUGUCUCGAGGAAUUUUGCGACCCCAGACCUGACUGGUAGCGAUUCAUUAUUUCUUGCCUCUGGUGAACCAAUCCAGUCGGCAGGGGAGAACCGCUUGAGUUACCUUCCAUCGCUGUUGGCCGCUCGCUUGUCUAUUCGUGGGAGUUAUGAGCUCGAGAUGAAAACGCACUAUAAUAAGAGAUUGGUUUGGGUGGGGUUUGCGUACAUGGCUUUCGCGCUCCACUACGAUGCGUUUCUUGGGUCCCAGGAGUCUACGCAGCAAAAUUAAUGAAGCAAACAUAUGGGAUACAGU
Messenger RNA from Ectocarpus siliculosus, 2290 nucleotides. The record is from the annotation of a GenBank genome assembly. Lineage: Eukaryota; Phaeophyceae; Ectocarpales; Ectocarpaceae.